AUGUCAGCAGAAGCAGGACCACUUCUAGCUGUUGCAUGCAUGGCAGAUGAAGAGUCACGUGCCCAUACUUCUUCCUCUGAUCUUCAUCAGCAAUGCUGUGGUCUUGGAACAAGUGCAACUCUCACAGCUUCCCGAAUAUUCACUCAUCCAAAACAAGAUAUACGAGUAGAUUACGAUAAAACCAAGGAAGACCAAGGCCAUGAAGGUGGAGACGAGGAAGAUGCAUUUGAAUUUAUCAUCAAGAACAAAGGUGUAGCAUCUGAAGCUGCUUACCCUUACACUGAAGCCAAUGGAAAGUGCAAAAAAGAAAAAAGGCCUUUGUAG
Messenger RNA from Oldenlandia corymbosa var. corymbosa, 324 nucleotides. Lineage: Eukaryota; Viridiplantae; Streptophyta; Magnoliopsida; Gentianales; Rubiaceae. The record is from the annotation of a GenBank genome assembly.